Molecule: messenger RNA, 1238 nt
Organism: Oryctolagus cuniculus (rabbit)
Lineage: Eukaryota; Metazoa; Chordata; Mammalia; Lagomorpha; Leporidae
Gene: RPAIN
Product: RPA interacting protein
Biological process (GO): protein import into nucleus
Cellular component (GO): nucleus; PML body
Source: RefSeq, a predicted model, not a curated record
CGAGGCUAGCACGAGGAGGCGGGGCAAAAGGGGGAUGCAGCCCAUCAGCUAGGGGUAUAGCCCGAGGGAGAGCCAAUGGCCAGUCCAGGAUUUACCCCGCAGCCAGGAGGGGGCGGGAUGAGGAAGUCAACAGUAUAGAGCCUGUUAACAAAGUUUGGGAGCGCCUGGACGUCUAGCGCCCGUGCAAAAGACUGAGAGCCCUACGUAUCUAAUUGUUGGCUGGAUACUGCCAAGCAUUCAGAACUUUCCUUCAAGACUUACCUCUUUCAGUCCGGGCUGGGUUGACCUCACAGCGUUAGCCCCCACCGCCCCAUCCUUCGUCUCCGUGUUCUAGUACAACAAUUCCCAGAACUCCCUGCGACCCACGUUCCACCGGCGUCCAGAAACUUCAACUCCCAGGGUUCUGUGCGCGCGCUUAGGGGCGGGGCUCUUGGCGGCGACUCACGCGAGGAGGAGAUGGCCGGGCCGGCGGGGUCUCCACGCCGCUCGCUUUAUAAACUGGUGGGCUCGCCGCCGUGGAAAGAGGCUUUCAGAAAAGGCUGCCUGGAGAGAAUGAGAAACAGCCGAGACAGGGUUCUGACCAGGUUCCGCCAGGCCGGCGGCGGCGAGCCAGGCCGAGCCCAGAAUGCCCUGCUGGUGCAGGAGGUGAUGGAAGAAGAGUGGAGUGCUCUGCAGGCGGGGGAGUGCUCCCCCGAGGCCUCGCCGCAGUUGGGGUUGCCGAUGGACCUGGCUGUGCUGGAGGAAAUCCAACAGGAGCUGAUCGACGAAGAACUGUCCAUCAUCAGCGAGUACGAGAAGAGCUUGCAGUUCGAUGAGAAGUGUCUCAGCGUCAUGCUGGCUGAGUGGGAGGCAAACCCCCUCAUCUGCCCUGUGUGUACAAAGUACAACCUGAGAAUAACGGGCGGCGUGGUCGCAUGCCAUUGUGGCCUGUCCAUCCCAUCUCACUCUCCAGAGCUGACGGAGCAGAUGCUUCGAGCGUCUUUAGAGGACAGCGUGAAUGAGCACAGCACCCAUUGUCCCCACACCCCUGAAUUUUCAGUCACCGGUGGAACAGAGGAGAAGCCCAGUCUUCUCAUGAGCUGUCUGGCCUGUGACACCUGGGCUGUGAUCGUCUAGAGCUGGCCUGCAUUCGCACCGUUCUCCUGGGCCGACCACAACUCACUCCCUCUCCAGCAGAGGCCUUGUACAUAGCAACCUUUAACUUAUAAUUUAUUUUGUAUUAAAACUUUUCAAACACC